AUGGGGGAACUUCCUGGUUCUGAGGGAAUGUGGGAAAAUUGCCCUUUGGGCUGGGUGAAGAAAGAAGCAAGUGGAACCCUGGGACACCUGGACUUCCUCCUCCAGAGGAAGCCGCUUUGGUUGUGGGCCAGCAAGCCUGUGCGUCCCCAGCCCCAGGGCAUUCACCACUUCAGAGAAGCAUGGCGACAGUUCUGCUGGAUGAGAGGAUCCAGGCUGACUGGAGGAAGGAAGGGCUUUGUCUCAUCUGGGCUCAGGUUUGGGAGAGAAGGCUUCUCAGAGGAGGUGAUGCUUCAGCCAGUCUUAAAGGCAAUGCGGUGUGCAGAGGGCGCUUGGUGGUUCUCUCCUGAUGGCCUCGCAGAAUCUGGAGCCUCCAUCUGGCCAGCAGAGGGCGCAGAAGGACUGCCUGGGCAGCUCGGACGUGACCGCCUGGAAGUGGUGUACAGCGUUCCUGACAACGUUCCCGGCCAAAACGGGUCCCGCCGCCCACUUGUGUGCAAGAUAGCUGGAAAAUGUCUUUCUGUGUGCUCCGAGGAGAAUGCAAAGGCUGGUGGAUGUAGUGCCUUUCCUCUACUGCUCUCUCAGCUGGGGGCAAGAAUGACAGGACGUGAACAUGCACACAAGGGCCCAGAACUCACGACCCCCCACAGAGGCACCCCCACCCGGCCCCCGGCUCCUGCGCUUGCAGGAUUUGGGGCACUGGCACAGCACAGCCCACCCCUUGGGACUAACACCCCCUCGGCAGUUCUGCUCUCUGCAGCAACAUAG
Messenger RNA from Symphalangus syndactylus (siamang), 765 nucleotides. RefSeq names its product beckwith-Wiedemann syndrome chromosomal region 1 candidate gene B protein-like. NCBI's taxonomy places the organism in Eukaryota, Metazoa, Chordata, Mammalia, Primates, Hylobatidae. The record is from RefSeq and is a predicted model, not a curated record.